Molecule: messenger RNA, 1054 nt
Organism: Paramecium octaurelia
Lineage: Eukaryota; Ciliophora; Oligohymenophorea; Peniculida; Parameciidae
Source: the annotation of a GenBank genome assembly
UAGCAUUAAAUGCAUUUGCGUAUCUGCAUAAACAGGAAUAACAUUGGAUGGACUUGUAUAACAAAAUGAACUCUGUAAAAGAAUUUCUGUCUCAAUUGGAAUAUUAUACAGCAUUGGAGAAGCUUGAAUUUAAAUCACAGGAGAAUCUUGAAUUCGAAGAGGAAAGUCUCACAAUUUACAAAGAACAUUAUUAGGAAGUAAACAUAACAAGAUCAUAAUCUAGGUUAUCAAUUCCUUUAAGUAACAAUAGACAUUUAAUAAAAAUGAAAAGGAAGAUAUAAAAUUAUUUUUGAGGGAAACAUUUCCAGAAGUUGUAGAAAGAUUAAAACGCAUUAUUGUAGAUAAAGUAAAUUAAUGCUUAAAUUAAGGAAAAAUUAAUUGAAGGUGACAUCAAAGAACUCGCUAAACUCAAACAUUAACAGCCAGAAGACAUAAGUCAAAGAUUUGAAGAGUUCAAUCAUUUACAUAAGAAAAUUUAGGAAGGUACUUAAAAUUAAUUAAUUAAGUGUAGUUUUAGAAUAGAAUGAUGAAUAAAUCAUUUAUAAAACUGUUGAAUUAUUGGAAUCAAAGAUUAUGAUAGGCUCUUUCAAAUAGAUGCAAAGUUAAGAAGUCGAUUUCUUUAUGAAGAGUGUUGAUAAACUGUUCAGGGAAAAGCAAAAUCCUCAUAAGAAAUAAGAUGCGAUCCAAUUACUUAGUCUAAUAAGCAGUGUAAUAUCAGAAUAUCUUAUUAAAAUGAUGAAUGAUUAAAUUGAAUCAUCCUUUGAAUUUCUGGAUAAGGAACUCUUCUUUACCGAAUCCAAAAAGACUCAUUUCAAUGCAAAGGAAUAAUACAUCAAUCUCCUAAACAGAUUAGAUUGUAAUCUUUAUCUUAUUUUAAGAAUUUCAUUAAACAGUUUGGAAAUAACUGAUGGAAUUACCCUAUGACAGCGAUUAAUUAGAAAUAGCUGAGAAAUAAUUUGAAUAAGCAACCUAAAUAGGAAUUCGUGCCAUAUCAUAUCAUUCCUAAUUGAUUGAUAUGGUUAAAGCUAUGUUAGAACGGUUUUUAUAAAGAUGA